Molecule: messenger RNA, 570 nt
Organism: Penicillium lagena
Lineage: Eukaryota; Fungi; Ascomycota; Eurotiomycetes; Eurotiales; Aspergillaceae
Product: ER membrane protein complex subunit 4
Exons: 3
Coding region: 1-570 (189 amino acids)
Biological process (GO): protein folding in endoplasmic reticulum
Cellular component (GO): EMC complex
Source: RefSeq, a predicted model, not a curated record
AUGUCGCAGCCCCUUCCUCCCCCUCCACCACCGCAAUGGGUCGUUGCACUCAACUCGCCUAUGCCCAAACCCACUAAGGCGGCCUCUAGCAUCCCCGACCCGCCUGGGUUUUCAAGCAGCAAAGCCGUAGGCAAGCAGCGCGAAAAACAACAAAAGGAUCAGCAGCAACCCACCGCCUCGAAGCCCGAAGAAACCGACGCGCUCAAGAUCAAGAAAGCGUGGGAAAUCGCCAUCGCCCCGUCCAAGCAGAUCCCCAUGAACGCGAUCAUGAUGUACAUGUCCGGCAAUAGCCUGCAGAUUUUUAGUAUCAUGAUGGUAUUCAUGCUCUUCAAAGGUCCCAUCCAGGGGUUGUUCAAUACCAAUGCCGCAUUCGCCAAAUUUGACACCGAGUCGACGCGCGCAAAGCUGGUCGGUGUCAAGGCGGUUUAUGUGCUGAUGCAGUUGGGACUGUUGGCUCUGGGGAUUUGGAAGGUUAAUGCCAUGGGUCUUUUGCCGACGACGAGGUCGGAUUGGUUGGCCUGGGAGUCAGAACGGCAACCUUUGGAGCGGGCUUAUUUUGCUUUCAGGUGA